Molecule: messenger RNA, 804 nt
Organism: Aspergillus steynii IBT 23096
Lineage: Eukaryota; Fungi; Ascomycota; Eurotiomycetes; Eurotiales; Aspergillaceae
Product: putative membrane protein
Exons: 4
Coding region: 65-682 (205 amino acids)
Biological process (GO): sphingolipid biosynthetic process; fatty acid elongation; very long-chain fatty acid biosynthetic process
Cellular component (GO): endoplasmic reticulum membrane
Molecular function (GO): 3-hydroxyacyl-CoA dehydratase activity
Source: RefSeq, a predicted model, not a curated record
CACAAAAAACUCAGCACAGUCAGAACCCUACAUCUUAUCUAUACCAUCACCCAAAACACCUAGGAUGCAUAUAUCCAAGCUCUACCUCCUCGCCUACAACACCCUCGGCGCCAUCCUCUGGCUCCGCAUCCUCCUCACCCUCUGCUUCCUCGCCCUCUCCCACCCCUCCGCAUCAACCCUCCCUCUACCAACCACCAUCUACACCACCCUCGAGCCCCAAACAAGAUGGGCCCAAACCCUCGCUGUAGCUGACGUUCUACACGCCGCCGCGGGAAUCACGCGCGCCCCCGUCUUCACGACCUUCACGCAGGUCUUCGCGCGCUCCGUCCAGGUCUGGGCCAUCAACUACGGCUUCCCCGGCGUGACGGGGCCGUCGGGCGCCUACGCCUGCAUGCUCCUGGCGUGGUCGGUUGCGGACGCCGUGCGGUAUGUGUAUUUCGUGGCGCUGUUGUCUGGGUCCGGGUUCGAGACGGGCGUGGUGAGAUGGUUGAGAUACUCGCUCUUCAUUGUCCUCUAUCCCGUCGGUAUUGCCAGUGAGUGGUGGCUUAUGUACGGUGCGGCGACGACGACGCAGAGGGGAGCUGUCUCGGGGGUGUUUUAUUUCUGCUUGGGGCUUUAUGUGCCGGGGUCUGUCAUGAUGUAUUCGUAUAUGAUUAAGCAGCGGAGGAAGGUGCUUGCGUAGAUUGCAUCUUUCUUUUGUGCUGGAGAUCGGAUGAAUGGGGUUGAAAUUGGUAAGGUGUGUAUAUUGAUGUAUAUUACUAUAAUUGUUGUGCAGUAUAUAGAAUAGAAAGGAGUGAAAGGUCG